Messenger RNA from Moneuplotes crassus, 759 nucleotides. Lineage: Eukaryota; Ciliophora; Spirotrichea; Euplotida; Euplotidae. The record is from the annotation of a GenBank genome assembly.
AUGAAAGUAUUAGUAGGAGUCAAGAGAGUCCUUGAUUAUAGCAUCAAGGUCAGACCUAAUGCAGCCAAGACUGCUGUUGACCUCAAGGGAGCUAAGAUUAUGAAUCCUUUCUGUGAGAUUGCUGUAGAGGAAGCUAUUCAAAUGAAGGAAAAGAAGAAGGCUAAGGAAGUUAUUGCUGUAAGUAUCGGAGACAAAACAGCAGCUGAGACUAUUAGAGCUGCUCUCGCUAUGGGUGCUGAUAGAGGUAUUCAUGUCCUCACUAACCAAAGAAUUGAUUCUGAUUUGCAACCCCUCGCAGUUGCUAAAAUUUUCAAGCAUGUGUUUGAGGAGAACAAAACAGAUCUUGUUCUUUUAGGAAAGCAAUCAAUUGAUGACGAUGCUAACCAGACAGGACAGAUCCUUGCAGCAAUGCUGGAUGUUCCUCAGGCUACCUUCGCCAGUGAAAUCGAAUUUGCUGAUGAUGGUGACUUGAUUGUCACAAGAGAGAUUGACGCAGGACUUCAAAAAGUAAAAAUCUCAGUCCCAUCUGUGAUAACUUGUGAUUUGAGGUUGAAUCAGCCAAGAUUUGCGAAAAUCCCAGAUAUUAUCAAAGCUAAGAGGAAGAAGAUCCAGACCUUGAAGUUAGAGAAACUUGACAUUGAUACUGAACCAAGAGCUAAGACUAUAAAAGUAGACAAUCCUGAAGUUAGAGAGGGAGGAGUAAUGGUCGAUAAUGUUGAUGACCUUAUGAGCAAGCUUAGAGAAGAUAAGAUUAUCUAA